AUGUCAGCAGCCCAAAAACCAGAAAAGCGGGUAAGAUACACACCAGGUCCAGGCGUGGCCUCGGCAUUGGAAUUGGAAUUAGAAUUUGGGGUUGGAGCCAGCAGCAGGGAGAGUAAUGGGUGUGUAACAACAAGGGGAAAAGGGGUAAAGAAGAAGAAAAAUAGGAGAGAAAAGGGUUUGGGCUGGCCGCUAGCCAAAAAAGGGCAGGCUGCAACCCCUAAGCCUAAAGGAGAUGAAAGGUUGUUUAAGAGAGAACGGGUAAGAUACACAUCAGGUUCACGCGUGGCCUUGGCAUUGCAAUUGGAAUUAGAAUUUGGGGUUGGAGCCCGCAGGAAGGGGGGUAAUGUGCGUGUAGUUAGCAAAAGUGGCUUUUUUCGAGGUAACAUGACAUAUAGAUCUGACAAUGACAUUCCGUAA
Molecule: messenger RNA, 417 nt
Organism: Dovyalis caffra
Lineage: Eukaryota; Viridiplantae; Streptophyta; Magnoliopsida; Malpighiales; Salicaceae
Source: the annotation of a GenBank genome assembly